Chiloscyllium plagiosum (whitespotted bambooshark) is the source of this 10459-nucleotide messenger RNA. RefSeq names its product dachsous cadherin-related 2 (gene dchs2). Gene Ontology annotation, molecular function: calcium ion binding. The record is from RefSeq and is a predicted model, not a curated record. Gene Ontology annotation, cellular component: plasma membrane. Gene Ontology annotation, biological process: homophilic cell-cell adhesion. Lineage: Eukaryota; Metazoa; Chordata; Chondrichthyes; Orectolobiformes; Hemiscylliidae.
AUCAAACCUAGAUUUUAGUGAAUAACAAUUGUGAUCGUGACAUAUUGGACUCAACAAGAGCACAGAGAAGGGAAAAAAAAAAACAGAAAAAUAUACGAUAACAUUUAUUCUUAAACGAGAAUUCAGCACCACGGCUGUACAGAAAAAGGUCAUCUUUGACGCAAAGUAUCAUCGGAAAUACAUGACUACCAGGUAGAUGGUUAUUAUGUGAAGCGUCGAUUCUUCCCUGUGAACGUUGGUUUAUAAUUAUAUUACACAACAACGGCAGAUAAGGGGGAAAAUGCCAAAAUGGGAUCAUCCUCGGGAAAACUGCUUAAUUGCAUGCCUCAUGUUACUUUUGGGGGUUUGUCCGGUUACCCUGUCAAACAGAUUGCGUUUGUCUGUAGAGGAGGGACAACCCCCGGAGACUGUUGUGGGGGAUAUCAGCGUUGCCUUACCCAGUGAGGCAUCAACUGGUGGCUACUUCAUCUCGGAAGGCGAAGAGUCGGUUGUUCUCCGCGACCUGAAAGUGGACGGGGUCAGCGGGGUUAUAAAGACAGCCAGAGUGCUGGACCGAGAGACCAGGGACCGCUACCAGUUCGUGGCGGUGACCGUGAGCGGGCACAUGGUGACGGUGGAGAUCACGGUCACGGACAUCAAUGACCAUAGCCCGGUCUUCCCGAGGGAUACGGUGCAGCUCAACAUCUCGGAGCUGACCCCGAACGGGACACGGUUUCGGCUGGAGCCAGCCUGGGACCCAGACACGGGCAUCUUCAGCGUGCAGAGCUACGCGAUCACGGCGGGGAACCCGGGGCUCUUUCAGCUGCGGCCCGGUAACGGACUCACCCGGGUCGAGCUGGUGCUGGGCGGCCUCUUGGACCGGGAGAACAGGGAGUAUUACUCACUCACUGUGCAGGCUUCCGACGGGGGCACUCCGCCGAGGACGGGCACCAUGCAGCUGGUUGUCCGAGUGCUGGACGAGAACGACAACCCGCCCCGCUUCGAGCGGACCGAGUAUGAAGCGUGGGUCCGGGAGGACGCGGUACCGGGGACCCGGAUUAUCCGGCUGCAGGCCAGCGACCCGGACCAGGGCACCAACGGCUUCGUCACGUACGAGAUCGACCGCAGGCGCAGCGGGCCGAGCGGCCGGUUCGCCAUCGAGAGCCGGAGCGGCGAGGUGCGGCUCCGCGGGCCACUCGACCGGGAGCGGCGGCCCCGCUACCAGCUGGUGAUCCGGGCCUGCGACCACGGCUCCCCAGCCGGCCUAGGCAGCGCCUUUCUGUCGGUGAGGCUGCUCGACGUCAACGACAACCGGCCGUCCAUCAGCAUCGUGUACCUGAGCCCGAGUGGCCGGGCCGAGGUAUCGGAGGGAGCGGCCCCUGGGCAGCCGGUGGCCAGGGUUUCGGUGGGUGACCCGGACCUGGGAGAAGGCGGCGAGCUGCGGGUCUGGCUCCACGACGACAUCGAGGGGCCGAGCGGCGGUGGCAGUUUCGAGCUGCGACACACCCCGCUCGCCUCCAUCUUCCUGCUGAGCGUCAACCGUCGCCUGGACCGCGAGCGCCGCCGCGCGCACCACCUCACCGUGCUCGCCUCCGACUCCGCGCGCCCGCCGCUAACCUCGCGGUGCUCGCUGCAGUUGCACGUGGCCGACGUCAACGACAACGCACCCGCCUUCGAGCGCGAGGUGUACGAGGCCCAUGUGGCCGAGGGCCCACUUCCCGCCAGCAUCCGGGCCCCGCUGCUGCAGGUAAGCGCGCGGGACCCGGAUGCCGGCGCCAACGGCACGGUCAGGUACGCCAUCUUGGCGGAGGGAGCGCCGCCUGUUAGGGUCGACCCGCUGACGGGCUGGAUCAGCGCCGCCGCGUGCCUGGAUCGCGAGAGCCACGAGGUGAUCCGCCUCUCGGUGGUCGCCCGGGAUCUCGGUGAGCCGCCCCUCUCCUCCACCGUCAGUGUCCUGCUGCACGUCGACGAUGUGAACGACAACGAACCGGCCUUCGAGCAGCAGCUUUACACCGCUACCGUGCGGGAGCACACGGAGCCCGGCACCUGCUUCCUUCAGGUUAAUGCAAGAGAUGCAGAUGCUGGUCUUUUUGGUACUAUCCAUUAUUUUCUUUAUGAUGAUGUUAACAACUAUGAGAAGUCACAUCUCUUUACCAUUGACUCCUCUUCUGGUCAAAUCUGUACAACCCAGAAUAUGGAUAGAGAUAAUGGACCUCCAAGUUAUGAUCUGUUAGUGAUUGCUGAGGAUGGGGGUGGUUUGAGUGCUCAAUCAUUUAUCCACUUAGAUCUACAAGACAUUAACGAUAACCAACCAUUAUUCAACCCAUUGACUUAUGUAACCAGUAUCAGCAGCCAUACACAGCCAGGAACAGAGAUUACAAAUGUGAUGGCCUCUGACAGGGAUUCUGGAGUCAAUGGAAAGGUGUCAUAUGAACUUCUAACUGGAAACUUCUCUUCUUUGUUCUCUGUAGACUCCUCGACAGGUGCAGUGUAUUUAACUUCUACCUUCAGUCACCUACAGGUUUCUGAUGUGCAGUUGAAAAUUUCUGCACGUGAUGGUGGCAAUUUGACUUCGUCUCUGAAUGCAACUGUAACUGUCCACAUUCUUCAAAGUUCUGUAGCUCCAACAGUGUUUGAGCAGUCGUCUUAUUCUUUUACCAUACUAGAAAGUGUCCCUAUAGGAAGUGCUGUUGGAAGAGUACAGGUUGCAAGUAUCCAAGAUUCUCUAGAACUGAAGUACAGAAUUUCCUCUGGUGAUCCAAAUGGCUAUUUUUCUAUUGAAUCUAAAUCUGGUCUCAUCAGAAGUAAUAAGCAGUUAGAUCAUGAAGCCCAACCUUUUGUGAUGCUUACUAUUGAGUCUCAAACUAGCAGCUCUCCUGUCUACAGUUAUGUACAGGUCAACAUAACAAUUAUUGAUGUCAAUGAUAAUGCACCAGCUUUCCAUCAAGAAUCUGAAAUUAUUACUAUUUCAAAAAAUACCUUGCCAGGAACAGUCCUCUACAUUGCUCAUGCUGAAGAUAAAGACAGUGGAUUAAAUGGAAUAAUCAUGUACAGUCUACAGAAUGACUAUGAACAAACUUUUAGCAUUGAUUACGUACAUGGAACACUUUAUCUGAACAGGACUGUUUUCUCAAAGAAAAAACAAUACAGUAUACAUAUUCUAGCAAGUGACCAUGGAGCCCAACCUCUGAGCACUGUGUUCAUGUUAUUAGUAAAUGUUGACCAUUUGGAUGGUAAUUUGACAUUUGAAACAUUAAUUUAUGAAGUUGAAGUCAGUGAGGCUGCGCCAUUUAAUAUGAGAAUUUUACAAGUUCAUGCUCACAUGCAGGAUUCUAAGGUGGCCUCAGGCUUGGUUUACUCACUUCAGCAAAACUUGGAUUCAUUAACAUUUGGCAUCCAUGCUGCUAGUGGCUGGAUUUACAUUCAUAAAGCUCUGGACUAUGAAAAGAAGCAUAGCUAUAGCUUUAAAGUGUUUGCCACAAAUCCAAAGGAGCACUUAAAACAAAGUGCUAUUGCAUCUGUAAUCGUUAAUGUUAUGGAUGAAAAUGAUAAUCCUCCUCUUUUCACACAAAAUUUGUACUUUUUCACAAUUGAAGAAAGCCCCAUUCCUCAGGGCCUGGUUGGAAAAGUGCAAGCAACAGAUCAGGAUUCAGGAAAAAAUUCUCACUUAUCAUUUAUACUAUUAUCUGAUGGAAAAUUCUUCAGACUGAAUUCAAAAACAGGCGAAAUUAUUAACUGGGUUGCAUUAGAUCGGGAGCAGCAUAUUCACCACCAGUUAUCUGUACUCGUUACUGAUCAUGGUGUGCCUCGACAAAAUGCCUCCACUACUAUUUAUAUCACAGUCUCUGACAUUAAUGAUAAUAGACCACUAUUUUCUUACCCUGGACCUAGCCGUGAAUUCUUUAUCAAGGUUUUGGUCGCUCAACCUGAAGGCACAUUUUUGACUACCUUAAUUGCUAAGGAUCCAGAUGUUGGAAAAAAUGGUACUGUUUCUUUUUCUAUAUUAGAAAAUUAUUCAAAUAGCUUCAAAAUUGAUGCCAAAACUGGAGAACUGAGAACGGCCAAGGUUUUCAUGUACAAUUAUAUAUCACAUCAUAAAAUUGUAGUGAUGGCAAGUGAUGCAGGAAGCCCUCCUCUUCACCAGAUUGCAGAAAUUAACAUACAGGUUAUCCCUAGAGUCAUAGAAAAACUGACCAUUCACAAUAACCAAAGAUAUUUUACCAUACCUGAAGGUUUAAGGCCUGGAAACGUUGUGGGUUCCAUCAGUUCCUAUGAUCAUCAUUUGCUGACCAGCCAGAGAAUACAUUACUACAUUGAUGAAGAUGAUGACCACUUUCCAUUUGAAGUUGACAGAAUGACAGGAGAAUUGUAUCAAAGCAAUGAACUAGACUAUGAAGAAAUUCCUCAUUAUUUGCUAAAGGUUAUCGAAGAAGAUAAUAGCCACAUCCUUUCAAGGAACAUUUCUAUUUUUGUCAGUAUUAAAAUAGAAGACCAAAAUGAUCACUCACCAUGGUUUAAAGAUGAUGUUGUUGUGAUUGGAAUUGAAGAAAAUCUUCCAGUCGGUUCUCUUGUUCACAUAUUUAAUGCAAAAGAUGAUGAUGGAAGUAGACCAAAUAGUGAGCUCCGAUAUUCUGUUAUGUCCUGGAGUUCCACGGAAAAUCCUUUUUACAUUGAUCCCUAUCAAGGUUGCUUAAAUACAACAUUGCCAGUUGACCAUGAAAUGACCAAAACAUUUCUUCUAACAAUAACAGCAAUGGAUCAAGCAUUAAAUGUAAAUGAACGCAAGGUAGGCUCUGUGACAGCUCAGAUUAUUGUCUUGGAUGUAAAUGAUAACAAACCUAUAUUUUUAUCAGAAAAUGUUUCCUAUGUAAUGGAAGAUGAGGAAGUGGGGUAUCUGGUCCAUCAUAUUAUUGCAUAUGACGCAGAUGCAGGUGAAAGUGGAAGAAUUUUAUAUGCUAUCAUCUCAGGGAAUGAAGACAACACUUUCAAACUUGAUGAAUCAUCAGGUUUGCUGACAUUGGUCUCCCAUUUAGACCAUGAAAUACAAAAAUCCUAUACCCUCACAAUUUCAGGAUGGGACAAUGGAUUUCCUAUUCAGUCCUCAACACAGAUUCUGAUGGUGGUUGUUGUUGACAUCAAUGAUGAAGCACCAAAGUUCCAAGAUUCUGUCUAUGAAAUUGGAGUCCCUGAAAAUCUUAAUGUGGAUGCAUAUGUUGUCAAGGUUGAAGCUUUCGAUGGAGAUUCAGAUCUAAAUUCUGCACUCAUUUAUGAGAUUUUACCAGGAUCUGGAUAUGAUGCAUUCAAAAUAAACCCUCAGACUGGCAUCAUCACCACAACACAAGUACUGGAUAGAGAAAUACAAGAAUAUUUUGUGAUUAAAGUUUUGGUCCGAGACAGUGGGACCCCAUCUCUAUCUGACACAAGUACAGUCAUGGUGACUGUGCUGGAUGAAAAUGACCACCAGCCUGAAUUCAUGCCUCAUUUACAUGAGCUGCAUAUUUCAGAGAAUAUGGAUCCAGGAAUAAUUUAUGCACUCACAGCUUUGGACAAGGAUGCUGGGAAAAAUGGACUUGUUAGAUAUGAAAUCAUCGGUGGUAAUUUUACCAAUACAUUCAAAAUUGAUUCUGUUUCUGGAACACUUGCUACAAUUAAAGGUUUGGACAGAGAAGAAUUUAAUAAUUGUUCCCUUACCAUAGAAGCUCAUGACCUUGGUAAUCCACAAAGAACCUCUCAGGCAGAAAUUUGGAUUAUUAUCUUGGACGAAAAUGAUAAUAGUCCAGUGUUUAAAAAAAUGUAUUACCAUAUUAUUGUGAACGAAGAUGUUCCUGUUGGGUCAAGUGUUUAUCAGCUGAUUGCUAGUGACAAGGAUGAUGGCUUCAAUGGAGAAAUUGCAUACUCUCUAAUUGAUGAUACAUUUGGAGCAUUUACUAUUAACAGUAAUACUGGCAUCAUCGUGACAACAAAUCAAUUGGAUAGAGAGACUAAGUCACAAUAUGCCUUCCGAGCAAUGGCAAAUGAUAACAGCAUUCAAAAUCCAAGAAGUACUACAGUUAACGUAAUGAUACUUAUUGAAGAUGCAAAUGACAAUUUCCCUAUUUUUAAACAAAAUCCAAUCAUUGCAUACAUUACUGUGAACACUCAGAUCAGCCAAGUUAUUGCCACUGUGAAAGCUGACGAUAAGGACUUGGGACAAAACGGCACUGUCACUUUCCAGAUUUUGGAACAUGAUUCAUUAUUUGCAGUGAAUAAUACAACGGGUGACAUUUACCCUAAAACAUCACCAUCUGAGCGUCACUUUGGCAGAAAUAAUUUGUCCGUGGUUGCAGUAGACCAGGGUAACCCAGUUAGAUUGUCAACUGGGCUUGUGCUUAUACAUUGGCAAGUAGAAAAAGGAAGAACUUGGUUUAGUCGUAAUAUAUAUGAGAUUACAGUUGCUGAAAACAUCAAACCCGGCACGCUGGUAUUGACUGUCACAAAUCAAGACUACCACACAAAUGGAGUUACUUACAGCAUUUUUAGUGGGAAUGAAAAUGAAGCAUUCCACAUAGAUUCAAAAACUGGUGAGAUUGUGGUAAAUGAUUCCAAAUUUCUGGAUUAUGAAGUCAGAACCAAGAUGCAUUUGGUAUUGUUGGCAAAGAAUAAUCGUCAGACAGCAUAUAGCCAGUUAACUAUUUUAAUUGAAGAUGUAAAUGAUAACCAACCACAUUUUCAACAAAAUUAUUAUAAGACAUCAAUAUGGGAGGGCCAAACACGUAACACAUAUGUCAUGCAGGUUUUUGCAUCUGAUUCUGACCAUGGGCUUAAUGGCCAAAUUGAAUAUUCCAUAAUAUCUGGAAAUGAAAACAAGGCUUUUGUUAUUGAUUCAGCUCGAGGAAUUAUUACAACAAAUGCUGUUUUAGAUCGAGAAGUAAUUUCCUCCUACAGAUUAGUUCUCCAAGCAGCUGAUCGAGGAAGCCCCAGGCUUUCAAUAACUGCCAUUGUUGGAAUUCAGGUUCUGGAUGUUAAUGAUAAUGCUCCAAGUAUUCCUCCACUGAAAGCUGUGCAGAUUUUUGAAAAUCUCCAAGCUGGUUAUGUUGUCACACAGAUUUUGGCAAGUGAUCUGGAUCUAAAUCCCGUUCUUUCCUAUAAUUUUACUAAGAAUGGUAAUCCAGAAGGUAAAUUUGCUAUUGACUGCAACACUGGAGCCAUUAUUUUGACUGAGCCUUUGGACUAUGAGAAACAGUCUGAAUACUUGGUGAAAAUCAAGAUUUCUGAUUCAGUGCAUGAAACUGAAGCAGCUCUUGGAGUUUAUGUAAUGGAUUUAAAUGACAAUUCACCUGUCUUCUCUCAAGAAUCAUAUCAGAUUGUAUUCCCUGAACUCUCGCCAGUCAAUACCUACAUUCUGACUGUAUCGGCCACAGAUAAAGACACAGGAGUGAAUGGAAAAGUUUCCUAUAGAAUCCUUCCAGGAACUUCUACAGAGUUUUAUAUUAAUGCUGAAAGUGGUGCACUAUUUACCAGGAGGACUGUACACUACACAAGUUAUAACUCUGUCGUGCAACUUCUUGUCGAGGCUAAAGAUGAUGGAAACCCUGCAUUGAAAAGCAUUACAUCAGUGGAAAUACGAAUUCAGGAUAUCAAUAACCAUAUUCCCCAGUUUAACCAAGCAGUUUAUAAUAUUAGUGUUAAUGAAGAGGCAGCAACAGGAAUUAUUCUGUUAUUGUUUUCAACACUAGAUCAAGAUUGGACACGUAAGAAUGCUUAUGUUGACUAUAUUAUUAUUGGAGGCAAUGAACAAAACAAAUUCCACAUUGAGAACACUGUAAUUAAAAGAGAGAAUCAGUAUAGUGUGGUAGGCAAGCUGUUAUUAAAGAAUGUAUUAGACAGAGAACUUACUGACAGCUAUCAUUUGGUUGUGUGUGCAUCUGAUCGAGGAAACCCAUCACUUAGUUCAACUACAAUUGUAUCAAUAACUGUGCUUGAUUUCAAUGAUAAUCCUCCAGUUUUCAACAGCUUGGACUACCAUAUUGAAGUUCUAGAAAGCACCCCUGUGAAAAAUCAACUUAUUCAAGUCUCAGCCUAUGAUCAAGACCAGGGAGCAAAUGCAGAUAUUAGGUACAAUAUAAUAUCUGGAAAUGAAAAAGAAUAUUUUAGAUUGGAUCAUAAAACGGGUUUUGUAGAAUUAAAAUUACCUCUUGACUAUGAACAAGUGUCAAAAUUCAUGUUAACUAUCCAAGCAAUUGAUGGUAGUGUUACUAAUCAAAAAAUGGCUAUUUCAAUCCUUUAUAUUAAUGUAUUGGAUGACAAUGAUAAUGUUCCUUAUUUUGUAUUUCCUACACUGAACUGCGCAGUCAAUGAAAAUGAGCCUAUCUACACGUCAGUGUGUGCAGUUCAUGCUUUUGAUAAUGAUGAUGGUGCCUUCGGUUAUUUGACAUAUUCUAUCCUGACAUUGCCUUUAACUGACUAUUCAAUGUAUACUAGUUGGAAUAAUUUUAUUAUUGAUCCAGUUACUGGUGAUAUAUACACCAAACAGCUGAUUGAUUAUGAGCAACAAAAAAAAUGUAUAUUUGUAGUCCAGGCUAAGGAUAAAGGUAAUGCAUCAGCAACUGCGACAAUUCAAGUGCAUAUUCAAAGUAUUGAUGAAUAUGAACCCACUUUUACCCAAGAUCGGUACUAUUUCACUCUCCCUAACCUUGUGGAGGUAGGUCAAAAAACUGGCCAAGUUACUGCUGUCGAUAAAGAUGCUGGACUUGAUGGAAUUGUGCAGUUCUCAUUUCUAAAGCCCUCUCCUUACUUUUCGCUGAACCAAACAAGUGGAGUUAUUUAUGUUUCUGGUUCUAUUCACAAUAUUAGAGGCAGUUACAAGGGAGAAGAGGUAAUUGAUUUGGUGAUUAAAGCUAGUAGUCCUUUAAUGGGCUCCAAAUCAGCCAUUAGUACUGUUGCUAUUAACAUCUCUCAAUCAUUGGAUGCCUUGAUAGGUAAGUCAACUGACCACCUCACUUUAAGUCUCUCUGUCUCUUUUGUCAUUUUCUUGCUCCUUUCUGUGUGCUGUGGUGGUCUAGUGUAUAGAUAUAAAGCAAAAGAUAAAAAUAAUUCAAGUUUUGGAAAACAGAAUAUAAAGCUUCCAAUAAUAUCCACAAUUAUCAAUCAUCUGAAUCAUCCAGUAGUAUCAUCAGGUCAUCAGAAAGUGAAUGAUAAGCAGCGAGGAAAGACACCUGUUAAUUCACCAGAACAGCUGAGCUUAGUGGACAUUCCUGUAAAGACAAAGUCAUUUAGUUCUUCCAGGCAAUGUAUUGCAGAUGGGCAAACUGCUGAAGACAGGGAAAUUAUGAUGUUCAGUGCAAAUCAGCACAGUAGAAAUCAAGUUCCAGAAUCAAGUAAACCUGGCUGGACAUACAGUGUUCCAGAUUCAGAGCACACCAAGGAAUCAUACUGCUUAUCUUGUCAGUUGUGUCAAAACAAUACCACUGAUGCGGUCAUCAAUAGAGAGAGUGUAGGUAGCAUUUAUAAUUUUAAGGACAUAAGGGAAGAGGAAGGGUUCAAUGUGGAUUUUAUUGAUGAUGAUGUUUCAAGGAAUAUUCAGAAUCCAAGUAUUAAGAAAAAUAGUGUCAUGAUGGACAAUGCUAAGAAUCACAUUUUUAUCAUGGAUGGGCGGACUUCAUUGAUAGAAUCCCUUAAUUCACUUGUUCCCAUACAAGACCAAAUACAAAACAGCUACAAUUAUGAUUACGUACUUACCUGGAAACCUGGGUUCCAACCUUUGGCCUCAGCCUUUACUGAGAUUGCAAAACUGAAAGAUGAAAAUGUACUAAAGCCUGUUAUUAAAAAUGAAUCCAAAUCUACUCUCCCACCCCCACUGAUAACAUCAAUUGCACAGCAAGGCAUUAGGGUUGUCCCUCCGCAAAUGCCAAUAGUAAAAUUCAAUCCAUCAACUCUGAAAUAUUCAAGCUUACCUGUUGCUACUAAUACAUACAGUUCUACUUCAGCGAUUACAUCAAAUUUCUCUCCAUCUGUUUCUGUGCAAACUCCUUCAGCUUCUACUGGUUUAAGUUCAGGGAUACCUGAACUUACCCUAAGGCAAUCCUCACACAAGCAAAAACUAGAAGAGAAUACUGAUGUGAUUACACUGUCAAAUUGAGUAUAGAUAUGUGAAAUAACAUUUAAUUUCUCUACAUGAAGCAUUAUCAUACCUACGUCAGAAAGAGAAGAUUUAAAUUGGUAGGAAUUGCAGAGGUAAAUUGCUAAAUAAUUAUUUUAUAAAGUAAUUUCAUUCACUGAGCAUUGUAUCUAUUUUAACUGUUGUAUCAAAGUUUGCCAAGAAGCAAACAAAAUAAUACAAAUUAUAUUGCAAUUUCAUUGCUAUAAAAUGGUCACACAGUUGUUGCAAUUAACUGAAAGUGUAUUUAUAUAAUUUGCUUUUUUACAAUAUAUGCAUACAAUACAUUACCGUGCAGAGCAAUAAAACUUUCAACCAAGUCUGUGAUACCAAAUUGGUAGUACU